This is a messenger RNA of Talaromyces atroroseus, 1248 nucleotides long. RefSeq lists its product as hypothetical. Gene Ontology annotation, molecular function: monooxygenase activity; FAD binding. The coding region runs from base 1 to 1248 and encodes 415 amino acids. NCBI's taxonomy places the organism in Eukaryota, Fungi, Ascomycota, Eurotiomycetes, Eurotiales, Trichocomaceae. The transcript has a single exon. The record is from RefSeq and is a predicted model, not a curated record.
AUGUCUUCAGCAGCUUUGCCCAAGAUCGCAAUCGUCGGUGCCGGCCUGUCAGGCCUCGCCCUUGCACUUGCGCUUCACAGAAACGGACUCACUAAUAUAACUAUCUACGAAUCGCGUCCUGCAACUCUCGACAUUGGCGGCGCAAUCAUGCUUUCACCGAAUGCUCUCAAGAUACUUGACGCAAUUGGUGCCUACUCUCGUCUGCAGCCACGAAGCUAUGCAUUUGACACCCUCUAUUUCCGCAAGUCCGACGAAGCUAUAACUCUAGUUGACACCUUUGAGUUCGGCUCAGCCGAAAAAUACGGCUACCCAGCAUUGAGAGUAUAUCGCCAUGAAUUGAUUGACGUUCUCCAUGAGCUGAUACGGGAGAAAGACGGGAUCUCCAUCGAGUAUGGCAAGAAGUUUAGCCGAGUAUUGUCGGAGACGAAAGAGCAAGUAACAUGGGCCUUUGCCGACGAGUCUCAAGCUUCAGCCUCCUUCCUCAUCGGAGCUGAUGGGAUUCACUCUCAGGUCCGCAAGUACCUGCAUCCCGACAUCGAACCUCGUUUCACUAAGGGCAUUGGAGUGACUGCUGCCGUGCCAACGGCACAGCUACAGCUUCCUUCCGACUUCGACACGCCAGUGACACUGAUGAAUAGCAAAUACGGCGCAUUUGUCAUUGCCAAACAACUCCGUGAUGGCAGUGAAGUCCUUAUUGGCAAGCAGCGGCGAUUCACCGAGGACCUUAACAAAGAGGGCUGGGCAGACAUGCUGAGAAACAAGCAAUGGUGCAUUGAUUUUCUUCGCGAGGGUGCUUCCGAGUUUCCACCCUUGGUUGCUAAUGCCGUCAGCAAUAUCCCUGAGAAUAAGAUCAAUCUUUGGCCAUUUUAUGUUGUGCCAAAACUGGAUUCAUGGGUGUCAGCCGUCGGAAAGGUUGUGAUUCUAGGCGACGCGGCACACGCAAUUCCGCCCACUGCUGGACAAGGAGUGAACCAGGCAUUUGAAGAUAUUUACACUUUUGCCGGCGUCAUGGGCGCACUUCAAAGACGCAGUGCAGCACAGGAUGACGCAGACAGAAGCAGUAUUGUAUUGAAGAGGUGGCAGACAGGCAGACAGCAGAGGGUUGAUAAGAUUUUGGAACUCAACGCCAUGAUUGACAAAAGGAGACUGCCUGGUCAGGAUAGUAUCACUAAUGAGAAAGAUGAAUUUCAGUUGGGAUGGUUAUAUAAUCUCGAUUUUGAACAGACGAUUGCUGAUUGGGUAGCUUAA